Cimex lectularius (bed bug) is the source of this 3116-nucleotide messenger RNA. RefSeq names its product diacylglycerol kinase epsilon (gene Dgkepsilon). The transcript has 8 exons. The coding region runs from base 455 to 2050 and encodes 531 amino acids. The record is from RefSeq and is a predicted model, not a curated record. Gene Ontology annotation, molecular function: ATP-dependent diacylglycerol kinase activity. Lineage: Eukaryota; Metazoa; Arthropoda; Insecta; Hemiptera; Cimicidae.
UAAAAAAAGAAAGAAAAAACCCAGCUUUUUCUGUUAAAAGCGGAUUUGAGUUUGGACUUUCCAGUUCCAGAGCCUGCGCGCUCUGCUGAGUGCUCGGCGGACUAGUUUGACAUUGACGUGACACCGCGUUCCGUGAUCCGUUUGAUACGAAACAUGUAAUACAUGUAUGUUUACCUGUUCGCUUCUUCUGUCACUCGUUAUCCGAGGUGUGAAGUUCGGAUUGGAUUAUCGAGCUAAUCCAAUGAUCGUCGGGUUAAAGGGGUGAAUCCGGUUUUAAAAGACAACGGAAAUGCAAAAGAAAGCUCUCAUACGGAAAUAACGUUUUUAUUGUCGAAUGGAAUCUAUUUUGUAAUCUAUUCUGAGAUCGGCGACCCGCUUUUACUUCGAGACCAGAACGCCGAGUCAGCAGGCGUUUCCGGCGGCGACGCGACGGUCUAACGUGUCCAGGGCGAAAAUGACGAGUUUAAUGGGCGAUUUCUUCUCCAGAGAUUAUUACAGCGUGCUCUUUGCCGUUGUCGUCGUCGCCCUCGGCAUCCUCUUGAAUUACACGGUCAGGAGUGCUCAGGGCAUCUCGGACCUCCUCAGAGGCUCCAAGAAGAAGCACAGCUGGAAAGAGAACAAAGAGCCGCUUCAGACAUCAAGAUGUUCUAUUUGUGAGACUUUACUAGUCACAGUGGAGAGUUUUUACUGUGACAUGUGCGGAGUGUGUGCCGAUGUCCAAUGUUUGAAAAAAGCCAACAAUACUGUAAAGUGUAAACGUAUGUUUACAGAAGUUAUCGGUCCUUUAAAACAUUCAUACAUCAAGGGAAAUCUGCCAGUUGGUUCUGAAUGUGCCGUUUGCCAUGAAGAGUGCGGGCAUGACUUCCGGUGCAUCUGGUGUCACAUGACAGUUCACAUAAACUGCAAAAAGAUGCUUGCUGAGAAAUGUGACACGGGGAAAUAUAAAAAUUUCAUCAUACCACCAUCUAGUGUUGUCCAGACUUUUCACCGGAUCAAUAUCGGCAGAGUGAGUGUAACCCAUGAGAUUCGAGAACCAGAGUGGAGUCAGAACAGGUGGACACCACUCUUUGUCUUGAUCAGCCGAAAAUCUGGGAGCAAAUUUGGAGGGGAAGUAAUUUCCGCAUUUAGGGGAAUACUGAACCCACUCCAAGUCAUUGUACUUGGUGAACAGGAUCCGAGUCUUCUAUGUCAGUGGCUUGACCUCCUUCCUGAAUCUGCACAGCCGAUUGUGCUAGUCGGAUCUGGUGAUGGUGGGAUCGCUUGGGUUUUAACUACUUUGCAUAAAUUACAAAAAAAGAAAUAUCCUCCUGUAGGUAUUAUCCCUCUUGGUACUGGAAACGACCUGUCACGUGUUCUAAAUUGGGGAUCAAAGAUCACAACACCAUUUUCAGUACAGGAGUACUUAGAACAUCUUCAAAAAGCUAAAGAAGGCUAUUUAGAUAGGUGGGAAGUAAAUUAUAAAGUUUUUAAGAGAAGGGGUCUUUCUUUAAAUAGACCACAUCAGUAUUUUAUGUAUAAUUAUCUAAGUAUAGGGGUUGAUGCUUUAGUUGCUUUAAACUUUCAUGAAACGAGGAACAACAGAUCUUACCUUUUUGGUUCCCAACUGAGGAAUAAGCUGAUGUAUUUAAUAUUUGGAACCCAACAAGUGUUGGACAGGGAAUGCAAAGGGCUUGAGGCGUUCAUAGAAUUGUAUCUCGAUGACGAGAGGAUCGACAUUCCCGAGUUAGAAGCUAUUAUUGUUCUCAACAUACAGCGGUAUGGAGGUGGAGUCGAUCUCUGGAAUCUUUCUUCAGGAUGUGAUAGCAACCAGUAUCCCAGGCAAGCAAUAAAUGAUGAAAAGAUUGAAAUUGCAUCAGCUGCCUCUUCUUUCCAGUUGGCUCAGUUCCAACUGGGUCUUUCAGAACCAACAAAACUGGGCCAAGCAAAAAAAGUCAAGCUCGUUUUGAAGAAGCGCAUACCAAUGCAGAUUGAUGGUGAACCAUGGAUGCAGCCUCCUGGGCAAAUAGAAAUCACGUUUGCUAACCAGGCGAGAGUGCUUUUAAAGGAUUAGUAUCAACAGUGUUAAGUAAUAAAUUUAAUUUGAACUUGAUUCUUUAAGGAAACAGAUUUUUUUGUCUUCCAAUUUGAAUUUCAAGCAAAAAGGUAGUUUACCUAUGUAGAAUCAUGGUUUCACACAAUUAAUUUCUCAUGAUUAUUUCUCAUUCAUAUUAUUCCUCUGAAAUUUAUCCACCUUUUACAUUAGUUCAAACAAAACUGCAUGAACUCGUUGUUUUGAAUUUUAUCAAACAUUAAGGUAUUGUAUUUUAUUAUUAUUAUAAUUAAUAAUUUAAUAUAUUACAACAGCACUAAAACAAAUUUGCUUUUAAAAUUAAUUUUCAAUUAUUGAAAUUUUUAAAUGGUUGUUAUAUAUUGGAUUAUGUAUUAGGUUGAAAAAUUAGUUCCUGCAUGACUUACAUUUUAAUGGUUUACUUUUUUUUGUUAUAAUUUUCUUAAUCGUGCUAUGCUUUUAGAUUUGCUGACCAAAUUAUUUAUGUGAUAACUAUUGAAAUGUAGAAAAUGGAUUGUGUUACACAGGUUUUUUGUGCUGUUGACAGUUUUAUUAAUAUGUAUUUACAAUUUGUAUAUUAUAAUUAGUGUUGUGGAUGUCUGUGAUUUUAUUAAUGUUAUAUGAAUUGUACAAGUGUACUUAUCAUUGGAAUGGAUUAGCCAUUGAAAUCUUUGUAAAUGACUGACUUUGUAUAGUGCAGAUAUGAAGAUCAUUGUUGAUGUUAAGUUAGAAAAAUCGAAAUAGUAUUAGGUCAAAAAUAAAGUCAAUGCCAAAGUGAAAUAUACAUUCUAGAUUUUUAUAUUCUUGGUUGUCCCCUUAAUUUAAAAAUUUAAGUUUAAUAUAUUAAAAUUCUUGUUUUUAACCUGAUAUUCAAAGACCUGAGGAUAAUUUUAGUUAAGUGCCUUGUUAUUUUUUUAAUUAUGAUUACUUUCUAAUAAUGAUUAAAUUUAUUCAACUGUUAUGUCUUUGUAAUAUUAAAAGAACAAGGAAACAACUUAUGGGAAGAGGACCGGUCUAUUGUACUUGUAAACAACAGCAAAUAAAUAUUUCACAUGAUGUUUGUCAAUUU